AUGGCAGCCUCUGCUGAUGCGGGAGCAACCGCUGCGGCUCCAUCCCUGGAAGCUACUUUUCUGGCAUUUUGUGAAGCAGUCAAACGGGGAUCUACCACAGCAACUGACAAAACAAUAAAACGCAUGCUAACGGAUUGCCAUAUCUACUGCAAGGGCAUGGAUGCAAAUCGUGUGGACAUCGAGUUCAGAGGACAUGUCGGCAAUAAUAAAAAUAAUUUCGGCAUAAAAAUGGCAUGGUCUAACCUCCAAUAG
Messenger RNA from Dibothriocephalus latus, 252 nucleotides. The record is from the annotation of a GenBank genome assembly. NCBI's taxonomy places the organism in Eukaryota, Metazoa, Platyhelminthes, Cestoda, Diphyllobothriidea, Diphyllobothriidae.